ACAAACUAGAACAGUGCACAAAAGCGUUCAAGUCUACAAUGUUUUCGAUAAUCCAUAUUGGAUAGAAAUUGCUUGCAUAAUGGCAUACGUCACCAUUCCUCAACUAUCGAACCUCUCCAUCUGUAUAUAAGAGAAUAGAGUAAAUAUUACUGUCAAGCGUCUUUUGUCCUCUCAUUCGCUCUUGAAACCCACAAACUUACUCAAAAUGACCAUCCAAAUACCCUGUAAUGUCUCUGAUACAAAGCCUCACUUUGUGUUGGUUCCUUUAAUGGCACAAGGCCAUAUGAUCCCCAUGAUCGACAUCGCACGACUCCUAGCCAGUCACGGUGCCAUCGUCACCCUCAUCACAACCCCCGCCAACGCUGCGCGUAUAAGCACCACAAUCGACAAGAUCGAGCGGGCAGGCUUACCUGUCAAUUUCGUGCCUCUCAAGUUCCCAAGUGCCGAAGUUGGUUUGCCAGAAGGUUUAGAAAACAUCGAUAUGCUUCCUUCUCGCGACCAACUCAAGAACUUCUUCGAUGCAAUUUGUAUGCUUCGUGACCCCCUCAUUCUCCACCUACGAGCCUAUAAGCCUCUUCCUACUUGCAUCAUCUCCGAUAACAUUCACUAUUGGACUCGAGAUGUAGCCAAGGAGUUUAACAUACCAAGACUCACGUUUCAUGGGAUGGGAUGCUUUGCUCUCCUUUGUAUCAAGAACGUGCGAGACCACGAGAUUGAGGCAAAGAUAAUCGAUGGGAAUGAAACUUUUGUUGUACCGGGCUUGCCAAUGAGGAUAGAAAUAAUGAGGGCUCAAGUGCCAGGCUUCUUCUCGAUGCCUAGCAUGGAUAAGCAUCGUGAAGAGCUAAGGGCAACCGAGUUGGCAUCUGAUGGUGUUGUGGUAAAUAGUUUUGAUGAUUUGGAGACUAUAUAUCACGACCAAUACCAAAGUGCUAUAGGGAAGAAGGUUUGGAACAUUGGACCGCUGUCCCUCUACAAUGGAGAUGUUGUCGAUGUGACUGCGAGGGGGAACAAAGCCUCCAUUGAUGAAGAACGGUGCUUGAUGUGGCUUGACUCAAUGAAACCAAGCUCUGUAGUUUACGUUAGCUUUGGCAGUCUCGCUCGUACAAUCCCUUCGCAGCUAAUUGAGAUAGGCCUAGCCUUGGAGGCUUCAAAUUGUCCGUUCAUCUGGGUGAUCAAAGCUGGAGAGAGGUUUUCGGAGGUUCAGGAAUGGCUCUCUGAAUUUGAAAAAAGGACAAGGAAUCGAGGUCUUAUAAUUAGAGGAUGGGCCCCGCAAGUGAUGAUUCUAUCACAUCUUGCAGUUGGAGGAUUCAUGACACACUGUGGAUGGAAUUCGACGUUGGAAUCUAUAUCAGCCGGUGUCCCUAUGAUAACAUGGCCUCACUUUGCCGAACAAUUUCUAAACGAGAAAAUGAUAGUGGAAGUAUUGAAAAUUGGUAUAUCUGUGGGUGUCAAGAUCCCUACAAUAUGGGGUAUGGAUACUGAUGAUGUAUCAGUGAAGAAGGAGGAUGUAGAGAAAGCAGUAAGAAGUUUGUUUGAAGGUGAUGAAGCUGAAAAGAGGAGACAGAGAGCAAAGGAGUUUGCAGAAAAGGCCCAAAAGACAGUGGAAGAAGGAGGGUCUUCUUACGCAAACUUAACGCACUUGGUGCAGUAUAUCAAAGCAAGAACUGCGUAGAGGAAGAGAAUGUUGAGCAGAGACAAUGGCUACUGCUUUGAAUGCUUUGCAUUCUUAUGAUUUAUGAUUCUCUAUCUUGGAAGUCAAUAAGAUGCAAUUUAGUAAA
Molecule: messenger RNA, 1778 nt
Organism: Asparagus officinalis (garden asparagus)
Lineage: Eukaryota; Viridiplantae; Streptophyta; Magnoliopsida; Asparagales; Asparagaceae
Product: UDP-glycosyltransferase 73C6-like
Exons: 1
Coding region: 206-1672 (488 amino acids)
Molecular function (GO): UDP-glycosyltransferase activity
Source: RefSeq, a predicted model, not a curated record